Messenger RNA from Sphaerulina musiva SO2202, 1697 nucleotides. RefSeq names its product decaprenyl-diphosphate synthase subunit 1. Bases 113 to 1498 code for a protein of 461 amino acids. Gene Ontology annotation, cellular component: transferase complex. NCBI's taxonomy places the organism in Eukaryota, Fungi, Ascomycota, Dothideomycetes, Mycosphaerellales, Mycosphaerellaceae. Gene Ontology annotation, molecular function: prenyltransferase activity. The transcript has 2 exons. Gene Ontology annotation, biological process: ubiquinone biosynthetic process; isoprenoid biosynthetic process. The record is from RefSeq and is a predicted model, not a curated record.
UUCAUAUUGCUGACACCGCCGUCAUCACGCUCUUUCACUUCCGAUAUACAGCACCAGCGUAGCUUCUUGCUGACCCAACGGCCCCUGUGAAAUUUUCUCUGCUGCCUCAUAUAUGCCUGUCGGCGCAGCGGCAUUGCCGCGAGUUUUUGUUGGGCCACGCACAGCUUCGACGAUCCAACGAACGACGACGGUGACGGCCGCGACAAAUCCGCACUGCCCACAAUGCCUUCGACCCAUACUGUACCGGUCGUUUCAUCACAGCCGGCGGAAGCUGUACCAUGCCACACUCCAGCGAGAGCAGUCAGCAGUCGCCGCCGCCGUGUCGCAGGCGAAGCAGCUUUUCCACGCCGCGCCUCCGCCAGGACCCAUGGGCCUCGACAUUGACCCAUUGCGGAGUGUUGCAAAAGAGAUGAAGUUCAUGACGGGCAAUAUACGACAGCUGCUCGGCUCAGGCCAUCCCAUGUUGGACACCGUCUCGAAAUACUAUACUCAGUCCGAGGGCAAAUACGUACGGCCCAUGCUGGUGCUUCUCAUGUCGCAAGCCACCUCACUGUUCCCACAACGCCCGCGGUCACGAGCUAGCAUGCAGCGAAGCGUCGACACGCCCAUCUCCUCGCCCUCCGUGCUCGCCGAUGCAAAUCCCUCGUCACCUCUCACAGCACCCAGCGCCGAAACCGCGGAGCUCGCCUCCGAUGAUUCCGUACUACCAUCCCAACGACGGCUGGCAGAGAUCACCGAGCUCAUCCACACUGCCUCUCUCCUGCAUGACGAUGUGAUCGAUCACUCCGAUGCAAGGCGGGGGAAUCCGUCUGCGAAUAUCGAGUUUGGCAAUAAGAUGGCAGUUCUGGCCGGAGACUUCUUGCUCGGACGAGCAUCCGUGGCCCUGGCCCGUCUACGCGAUCCAGAGGUGACGGAAUUGCUAGCCACGGUCAUUGCGAAUCUCGUCGAGGGAGAAUUCAUGCAGUUGAAGAAUACGGCGACGGACGAGAGAUAUCCCACCUGGAAUGAAGAGACGAUUACAUACUAUCUGCAAAAGACAUAUCUCAAGUCUGCUAGCUUGAUCAGCAAGUCGUGCCGUGCUGCAGCAUUGCUGGGAGAACACCCACGGGAAGUGGUGGAGGCUGCGUAUCAAUACGGCAAGAAUCUUGGGCUGGCGUUCCAGCUGGUCGAUGAUAUGCUGGACUACACCGUGAGUGGCAAGGAGCUUGGAAAGCCAGGAGGCGCAGACCUAGAGCUGGGUCUUGCAACUGCGCCUCUACUAUUUGCGUGGAAGGACAACAAGGAGCUGGGCACGCUGGUCGGGCGAAAAUUUUCGGAGAAAGGGGAUGCGCAGAGGGCACGAGACAUCGUGAUGCAGAGCAACGGCAUCGAGCAGACCCGAGCACUGGCGCAGGAUUAUGUUGAUAAGGCUGCUCAGGCCAUUGCUGGAUUUCCAGAGAGCGAAGCCAAGAUCGGGCUGAUCAACAUGUGCUCCAAAGUAAUGUUGCGGCGGAAGUGAGUUCAAUACCUACCUAUGUGGCGUGAUGGACUUCAGUAAACAUCGAUGUAUGAGGCUCGUUAUCCGGUGUUGUGGCAGGGAGCAUUGCCCGGUCGUCCACCCAUUUCUUGUUGCGACAGGCUUGUAUAUUCAGCAUGUACAUAUACUCCCACGGCCGCUAGACUUUACAUAUACAGUCAGGUAGAACAGAGGACACGGA